Molecule: messenger RNA, 804 nt
Organism: Botrytis fragariae
Lineage: Eukaryota; Fungi; Ascomycota; Leotiomycetes; Helotiales; Sclerotiniaceae
Exons: 3
Coding region: 1-804 (267 amino acids)
Source: RefSeq, a predicted model, not a curated record
AUGGUUUUCAUCCCUGGCGAUAACAAAGUUCAAAUCCCCGAACUAGCCGACACAGAGGGCCCGCCCGCCUAUACCCCCUACGAUACCCCCGCCCCAUCCACAAUUUCAGGCUCCAGCUACCCACCAGAUUUCUCCUCCCUCCCUCCUACUCCGUCCUCCUCUAAUCCCUCAACAUCUCCUCCACUCAAUAUCCCCAUCUCCAACGCCGUAUCCUCAUCCCGCUCAGUAUCCCUAUCUGGCCCCUUAAAAUUCUCGACGAGCGCUAAAAUUGUUCUCUACGAUCAUGUCACUGUACACGACCAUGUGAGAUCGAGUUCGUCUAUUUCGUUAGAUGGAGGAGAGGGGAAAGGGGGAGUUGUGAUUAUGGGAACUGUGAAGAGUAGUUCGAGUAUAGAGAUGAGAGGAGAUGUAUAUGUGCAGGGAGACGUGAAGAGUAGCUCUAAGGUGUUACUAGAGGGAAUAGGAGGAUUGGUGAGGGUUGGCGGGAAGGUGGAUACGAGCGGACAAGUUACUAUCAGGGGAGCAGUAGAGGUGGGAAAUGUGGAGAGUAGUGGCAAAAUUAUUGUUGAGUCGUUAGAAAAGCAGAGGAUUGUCUUGGGAGAUCUACAAUCGAGAGGUGGAAUGGAGAUUGAAGGGGAUGUGGAAAUUCGCAACGAGCUGAAAGCUAGCGGUAAUGUGAAGAUUAACGGAAAGCUGCAUGUUCAUGGAAACUUUACGGUCCAUGGUAACGUCAAAGUUCAGGCUGGUUCAGAACUCAUUGUGAAUGGCAGGAGAACUAUACAUGGGAAAAUGGAGAAUGCUUAA